GAAUAUGUUGAGCAAAUUCGGGCAACUCCUACAAGGGGCGACUAUUAGACAUUCCCAGUACCGGCGAUUCUAUGGCCAGCCCGCCGUCCAGCGCGACAGUGUGACGGACACGACGCCUACUUCUCUGGUCCUGGAAGGUGAGGCGCGUCGAUUCAUUCACGAUUGCCUGCGACGGGUGGGCGUGCCUUUCGAAAAGCUGCGCUGCAUCAGCGACAUUAUGCUCGCGGCGGACUACAGAGGUAUCCACGGCAUGGGCAUCGGUCGGCUGGAUAUGUAUCUGAAAGAUCUGCAACAUGGCACUGUGGACAUAACGGCCGAACCGGAGAUUAUCAGUCAGACGUCGGUAACUGCCCAUGUGGAUGGCCACGGCGCCAUGGGCGUCUUUGUGGGCAACUACUGCAUGGAUUUGGCCAUAGAUAAGGCACAAAAGUCAGGCAUUGGCUUUGUGGUGGCCAAAAGAUCCCAUGACAUCGGCAUGGCCUCCUGGUAUGCAUUCCGAGCCAUGGCUAGAGGCUGCAUUGGACUGGUGCUCUCGAAUACCCCGGCCAUGAUGGUGGCUCCGGGAGGUCGGGACGCUAGCAUUGGAGCCAAUUGCUUGGCAUUUGGCGCAGACGGCAAAGACUCACAUUUUAUGCUAGACAUGGCAGCCAGUACGAAGAGCAUGGGCGCCUUGGAGUGGGCGUAUCUAAAUGAUGACCGUAUACCGAGUAGCUGGGCCAUGGAUGAGGGCGGCCAUCCCACCAUCUUCCCCUGCCUGGCGCUCCGGGCCAACCGACUCAAUCCUGCGGGCGGUCAAAAUGGCUAUUGCCUGGCCACCAUGAUUGAUGUGCUCUGCGGAGUUAUGUCUGGUGCAAACUAUGCGACACGCGUUGCCUCCAUGGAUGCGGAACAGGGGAAGGGACCGACCUCAAAUUUAGGUCUUGUCAUGCUCGCUUUGGAUCCGUGCGUCUUUGUGCCGGACUUUGAGGAGCGACUGGAUGAUUUCAAGAAGUGCAUCGAGAAUAGCAUUCCUUUCGAUACAUCGAAGCCUGUCAAGCUGGCUGGCGAGCUGGAGAAGGCCCAUAUGCUUCGCGUGGACGACCUGGGUGCGCUGUCAUUUCCCAACACCAUGUUGGCCAAAUUCAAACGCCUUGCGGAUUUCCUUUGCGUGCCGUCGUUGCAAUUGGCUUUCGCAUCCAAUAAGUCAAAUUAUCUUCGUGCGUAGAUAGCAAAUGUGAAAUUCCAAAUAUCCGGCAGUUAAUUUAUAUAAAAUUGUAAAGAUCUAUGCUGCCGCCAGAUGGCGCUUGAUAUGAUAAACUGUGCUGCAGCCAGA
Molecule: messenger RNA, 1312 nt
Organism: Drosophila mojavensis
Lineage: Eukaryota; Metazoa; Arthropoda; Insecta; Diptera; Drosophilidae
Exons: 1
Coding region: 5-1204 (399 amino acids)
Molecular function (GO): oxidoreductase activity
Source: RefSeq, a predicted model, not a curated record